Molecule: messenger RNA, 891 nt
Organism: Kalmanozyma brasiliensis GHG001
Lineage: Eukaryota; Fungi; Basidiomycota; Ustilaginomycetes; Ustilaginales
Product: P-loop containing nucleoside triphosphate hydrolase
Exons: 1
Coding region: 1-891 (296 amino acids)
Biological process (GO): nucleoside triphosphate biosynthetic process
Cellular component (GO): cytosol; cytoplasm
Molecular function (GO): AMP kinase activity; ATP binding
Source: RefSeq, a predicted model, not a curated record
AUGCACACUUCGCGCCGCAGCGUUUCGGAAGCCUUCGGUCUGCUUGCCGGCUCCACUGCCUCAUCGCGAACGGGACUUCGCACGCGUCACGCCUCGACGUGGACCCACUCCUCGCGAUCCUUCACCACCACCAGCCCCACCCGCGAUCUCAAGGAGGAUGCGAAGAACAAGCUGGUCGAAGAAGGCAAGAAGUUCGCCAAGGACAAAGUCAACGAGCGGCUCGGAGCAGACGAAACCAAGCAGCAGGCCAAGAACCUCUCUUCCUCGACAAGCAAGAUUCUGUUUGCGGGUCUGGCAGUGGCUGGCGCGGCAUACCUUCUCAUGGGCGGCAACGUUCAUGCUGAAGAAGCUCGUCGUCCGACAGACUCCGCUUCAGGACCCAAGUAUUCGAAAGACCAAGUCACGCUGUUGUGUCUCGUCGGUCCGAGCCUCUCAGGAAAGACAACGCAGGCGAAACGACUGGUGAAACGGUUCGACAAGGAGCUGGACGACAUCGUUUCCCCAAAAUCGCUCGAUGAGCUCGAAUCCAUUCUCGCCACCCGUGCAAAGGGGGAGAAACGAACUUCGUUGGUUGUGGAUAACUUCCCCACGACUCUCGAGGACGCUCAGCGCAUCGAAAGGGAGUUGGUCCCCAUCUUCUGCUUCUCCUUCUACGACUUGCCCCUCAAAGACUUCGAAAAGCGUCUGGCUAAGGAUGAUAAGGAGAAGAAGCAAAAGGUCGAACAGUUCAAGAAGUACACAAAGAGCCUCGAGCCGCUGGUCAAGAAGUACAGGGACCAGGGAAACAUCUACGAGAUCAGCGCGGAUUGGGAGAGCGCCGACGAGGUGUGGGAGCAGGUCGAGGCCAAGACCGAGCAGAUUCUGGAACUGAGAGAGAUGGGAGAAUUGUGA